ACAUGAACGAUAAGCCAAUCAGUCGAGUAUGUUUGCAUCUGAAUUAUUUCGCGAAAAUAUCUUUAGAAAAUGGACGUGCGAUAACAUGAUCUUGAUAUCUAUAACCGAAUGAUAAUAAAUUGCCUAACAAUAAAUAAAAAUAAAAAAAAGAAUCAAGUGCACACACUUUUUUAUGAAUAAAAUGAGUACAUAGUGAAGUGUUUGUUUAAUAUUGUGUUAUUUAUUUUAUAAACAGUGUAUUCUUUGAUAUAUUUAUUGAACUCAAGAGCUACAAAAUGACCCAGAAUAAUAAGGUGCAAUAUUGGGCGGCAUUCGCAGUGGCAAUAGCAACUAUGGCGACGAGUACUGCCUACUUCUGGACCGCUCCUAUCUUGCCAAAGAUUCAUAAUAAGGAAAUAAGCCUUAAUCUUACAAGUAGUGAGAUCUCAUGGGUUGUUUCGAUGAUAGCACCAGGCAUGGUUACUGGCAGCCUGGUCGCCAGCUCAAUCUCUGACAAAUUUGGCAGACGAGCCACUCUCUUAUCCAGCGCUGCACCUUUUGUUAUUGGGACAGUUUUCGUGGUAUAUGCUCUGAACACAUGGUUGCUGUACUUCGGCCGAUUCUUGUGGGGAAAUGGAACUGGUAUGAUUACAACGGUCUCCAGUGUGUACUUAUCAGAAAUAGCGGAUAAGGACAUAAGAGGUACAUUGACAGCUGGCACUAGGUUCAUGUUCAGUUUCGGAGCCCUAGUGGUGCUGGCCGUAGGUUCUUUCGUGAGCUAUCAAGUCCUGAGUUGUUUUAUGAUCGUGCUGCCACUAUGCUACUUCAUCGCCUGUUGGAAAAUACCUGAAUCUCCGUACUAUUUGCUUAAAGAAGGGAAGGUAGAUGAAGCCAGAAAAGAGCUUGUAAGACUAACUGGAAUGAAAAAUGAAAAGAUGUUAGAAGAAAAGUUGUCAAUGAUGAGAUCUGACGUAAGGAAAGAAAUGCUACGAUCUAGUUCAGUAAAGGAACUCCUAACUGGCAAGCAAUAUAGAAAAGCAGUCAUUGUGACUACUGGACUCAGAGUUACUCAACUGAUGGCAGGCAGUAUACCAAUUCAGCAAUACUUGGGACGAAUCAUUCAACAAAGCAACUGCGGCUUAGAAGUUUCAACAGCACUCAUUAUUUUCGGAGCAAUACGUUUUGCAGUAGGUUUGGUAUCACCUGUUAUAGUCGACAAGAUUGGCCGUCGGCCAUUGCUCAUAUACACUUACAUAGGAUCUAGUAUUAUGCUUGGAAUGGUUGGAACAUACUUCUUCAUACAAAAAGUUGUUGGAAUCGAAAAUGAGUCGUCAAAUCCUUUCCGUUUUGUCGUUUUUAUAGGAAUAGUCUGCUCUAUAGUGAUAUCAAGUAUGGGUUUCGAUACUCUAAUCUUUAUUAUUCCUUCUGAAAUAUUUCCCAUCAACGUAAGGUCUGUUGCAAUGACUGUGUUGAACAUUUUCACGGCGGUAGUGACUUUCGUAGCAGUAAAGGGCUAUCAGAUAAUGGAGGAUUGGACGGGACUGUAUGGUGUAUUCUGGUUUUACGGUCUCACGGCUUUUAGUGGAGCCGUGUUCACAUACUUUGUUGUUCCCGAAACAAAAGGGAAAAGUUUAAGAGAAAUACAGAUAGAAUUACAGGGAAAUAUUUACGAUGAUGAUGCUGAUGAUGCUUUGAAGAAAGAACUUGAGCCUGAGGAGAAUGUUAAAGAAAACAAUGAGUUAAAAGAACUUGCAUGAGAAUGGUUAAUAUAUACAAAUGUCAGACUCGUUUAUAAAGAACGUUGUACUGUGUCAAAUUGUUACUAUCACAGUAGGUAAUCGACAAUAGAAAGACUGAACUGAAUGCCUCAAAUUGUUGGUUUAGAGAUAUGAAGAUAAACCCGAUGUACUCAUUUAACUGUUAACAAGUUUUACUAAGUCACGGAAAACCCCAAUUAAAAUACUUACAUACUA
Helicoverpa zea (corn earworm) is the source of this 1952-nucleotide messenger RNA. RefSeq names its product facilitated trehalose transporter Tret1-like. Gene Ontology annotation, cellular component: membrane. The record is from RefSeq and is a predicted model, not a curated record. The transcript is spliced from 8 exons. Gene Ontology annotation, molecular function: transmembrane transporter activity. Gene Ontology annotation, biological process: transmembrane transport. NCBI's taxonomy places the organism in Eukaryota, Metazoa, Arthropoda, Insecta, Lepidoptera, Noctuidae. The coding region runs from base 276 to 1736 and encodes 486 amino acids.